AUGGAGUCUCGAAAUGCAAUUGUUUCCCAGCCUCAGAAGAUCAAAUCCUGCAUGACGUGCGGCCCCCAACUUGCGAGGCAGUGCAUGCACCCAUCAACUGAUUCUGCCGAGCUUGACCGCCAGGAAGUAAUACCAACUCCAGGCAGCUGCUCUCUUGGCAACAUAAUCAACCAAGAUUAUCGACGGUGCAAAUCACUCAAUGUCUCAAAGACAACUAUGGCUCAAGAACCGCUGGGUCCCUGCAGUUUGUGCUGUGGUCUUAUUGCCCAUAUCACAAAUACCAUUGACAGAUCAGCAGAAGAGUCAGUCGAAACGACCACCAGGCAGCCGCAAUGGCACGAAACCCCUCAACAAAUCCUAGAAUCCAGAACUUCCUGUCUCUUGUGUGAGAGCAUUUGGCAGGCCACUCUACUACCUCUGCUAGAAAAUACCGAGCGUGAAUUGGACAACAUUGCCAAAGUGUUACUCAGAUUCGGUAGCUACAACAAGGUCAACAGCGUCUACUGGGCGAAUAUACACACAACCCUGGAAGUCAAAGAGUACAAAGAAAUCAUUACUCAUGUUGACUGUAUUGGCAUCUCCAUUCAACCAGGGGGUAAUGGAUCUCUGAGUCAACACCCAGACUGGUCGAAAUGCAGGGAAGCAUCACAGAGCGUUGAUCAGAUGGUUGAAGAGCGACUCAAACUCAUGAAAGCCUGGCUUCGGGAAUGUCAAGAUCAUCAUUCUACCUGUCAUACGCUGAUAACACUGGAACAUCUCCCUCGCCGACUAUUACACGUGGGAAAGAAAAAUUCGCUUCGGCUUGUGCUGUCCGUGAACCAACCUAUCUCAACUAUGCGAUAUGCGGCUUUAAGUCACUGCUGGGGGGGCACCUCGCCCGUAUAUACUUCUCGAUCUACGUUGGCCGCCUUCGAAGCAUCUAUUCCGGAGGACACUCUUCCGAAAACCUUCUUAGAUGCAAUCAAGAUAGCACGCUACUUGGACAUUCCAUAUCUUUGGAUAGACUCCUUAUGCAUCGUGCAAGACGACAUGGAAGACUGGCAGCAAGAGGCAGCGAAAAUGCAGCAUGUGUAUUCCGGGAGCUCUCUCACCAUUGCUGCCGCUGAUGCCGAGAAUAGCACUGGAGGAUGCCUGCCAACUACAGUGGAUCUCUCCAGUGCCCCCAUUGACCCUCUCACAUGGCCACAUGGCGAAGUCUCUACUCCGCACCCUACUACUCAGCCUACAACGCCUCGCCGAUCUCCAAAUAGACCACAUGUGAUCUCGUUUGAUAUCCCUGAGCUCAGAUCACAUAUGAUGGUACAGGUUCAGGCAGGAACCCCCUGGUCUAUCCAACGCGCCAAACAUUUGAGUUCCCGCGGAUGGGUGUUCCAGGAACAGCUUCUAUCCAACAGAAUCGUCCAUUGCAUGCAGGCAGAGAUUCAUUGGCAGUGCCGCCAGGUAUAUAAGACUCAAGCUGGACAGUCAAUUGAUGACGAAAAGCUCCGUGAGGACCGAGACAACUUCCAUCAUUUGCCGUCAAAGCGACGGGAGCGUAUGUGGUGUGAUUGGAUGGAAGAGUAUUCUACUAGAGACUUCAGCUUUGCCAAUGAUCGACUACCAGCCUUGACUGGCAUUGUAGAUCAUUACGCAAAAAUCACGGGACAUUCACACCUAUUGGGGCUAUGGAGAGAAACCUUUGCUCGAGACCUGCUGUGGCUUCGAAGCGGAGAUAUCAAAGGGUCAUCGUGCCCACGCAGCCCUUCAUGGACUUGGCUAUCUUGCAACGCCCCGAUCAUGAUCGAUCAAUUCACCAUAAGUAUGGUUAACGCAGAACCAAAGGAGGACCACGUUGUCUUGCUUGAGGACGAAGUGAUCUGGACAGGUCUGCCAAUGACAUCAACCAUUCAAUCUUCGCGCCUAGUCAUUAGAGGCCCUGUACAGACACUACGUUUCAGGAUUGAUCCCAGAAGUAAAGGACGCUUCGAUCCUCCCUAUUUCCAAUUUGAAGGAGAAGAUUUGGACACAUCUGAUCCCCUUCCAUGGACAUGCAUCGGGCAAUUCGAUGGCGAGGACCCCUCGCCGGGCGAAUACGCAGAUUACACUUGUUUGCUAGUACGAACUCGUAAGCAUGGAGAUCAAGGGAGAUUCAAAGAGGUAUUUCUCAUUCUGGGGCCUGCGACGGAAACUGGGUGCCUUGAGGAUGAGAGUCGACCGUUGGCUUUCCGUCGGAUUGGAUUAGGUUGCAAGAGAGGCGCUACUCAGAGGACAUUUACAUCCACUACGGAAAUGACGAUCAGGCUGUAUUAGUGAUAAUAUUGUCGUCAAUUUUCCAGACAAUCCAUCAAUUCAU
Messenger RNA from Ilyonectria robusta, 2332 nucleotides. Its product is annotated as heterokaryon incompatibility protein-domain-containing protein. NCBI's taxonomy places the organism in Eukaryota, Fungi, Ascomycota, Sordariomycetes, Hypocreales, Nectriaceae. The coding region runs from base 1 to 2289 and encodes 762 amino acids. The record is from RefSeq and is a predicted model, not a curated record. The transcript is spliced from 3 exons.